AUGCCUCUCGAAGAAGGAAAUUACUUCAUCUCUUACCAUACAUUUCCUGGGGAUUACCCCAUUGCUCGUCGCCUGAUUGACGACGGUACUUAUCCCAAAGCGGUUGUCAAGCAUGCUGAGCCCAUUCCACCCGAAUUUGCAAUGUGGAAGGUCCAGCCAAUUUUGAAGCCCAACACAUUCUUUUUAUGGAACGGGGACAAACCCGCUGCCUGCAUCGAUAACUUGGUCUGGUUGAAAGAAGAAGGUCCGCAGGUAUGGGUUAUUGAACCUGGUCCUUCGCCGGGAACAUAUGUUAUCCUGUCGGAUGAUAAGAAAUUUGGAUGGGUGGUUCCUGACGGCACCGGAGACAAAGAUCAGGUCGGAUGUCGUGAUGACGCUGAGCCAUCUUGGUUCCAUAUUGUUCCUGCUGAUCCUCAGGAAUGA
Molecule: messenger RNA, 423 nt
Organism: Marasmius oreades (fairy-ring Marasmius)
Lineage: Eukaryota; Fungi; Basidiomycota; Agaricomycetes; Agaricales; Marasmiaceae
Exons: 4
Coding region: 1-423 (140 amino acids)
Molecular function (GO): serine-type endopeptidase inhibitor activity
Source: RefSeq, a predicted model, not a curated record